AUGCUCCACGAAAUACUCCUCUCCCUCUCGGGACAUCCUUCUCCGCUCCUCACUGCCGAUCAUACAUCCUCAUUCUCUAUCCUCUCCCCCUCCGAAAAAUCCCUCCUCUCCUCUGUCGCCAAUUUAAGUGAUCUCCACUGCAAACUCCUCGCGCAUACAAACGCUAUAUCUUCGAAACACUCUUCGAGCAUCUGCCAAGCGGUUGCUACAUCUAUAAGUUCCGUACAUCUUGCAAGUUUUCAGAGAAAAGUGCUAGAGGUCGAAAAUGGCAUCUUGCGCAAAGAUGCUGGGAGUGUGGGCGCUUAUAACAUUGUGCCCCUGACAUUUAUCGUGGAGAAGUUCUCGGGCUGGACAAGGCGGAUGGAGUGGUUCCUAGAAAUUGUGAACUUCAUGAUGCAGGAUGCAGGCGGAAAGAAGUGCAGCGGGGCAAUGGUCAUUGACAAGUUGUGCAAUGCUAUACAAACAGGAUAUGUGGAUAUAGAAGAGGCAGCAUUGAGUCUGGUGAAGGUUGCGCAGACUGCUUGGCUGAAGCAGGUAUCGGCCUGGAUCUUAUAUGGAAGGCUACCGAGCUUUGGACGUGGGGAUUUCUUCGUUCAAGAGGACGAAUCAAAUGAUUACAAGAAUAAUAAGGACUUGUUACCAGCGUUUGUGUCUGAUGCUACGGCCUCAUCGCUUCUCUUCAUUGGGCGAUCCUUGAAUCAUAUUCGAGUUAAAGGCAUCUCCUCCGCGUCCUCUCCAGAACUCGACCUACUAUCCUCCCAUUUACGACAAUUAUCAACCCUCAAGUUCCCAAUCAAUGGUGCCAAUUUUGCACGGGUGAUAGCAUCUAUACGUCUAUCGCUAUCACAAACUACUUUACAAAAGCUCUUGCCCUUAACCAAAGUAAUUGAGGCAUUGACAUUACUACGGGAAUUCUUUUUGCUCGGUCGAGGAGAAUUUGCCAUAGCGCUGAUCACCGAGGCUGACGAGAAGAUCCGCUCACGAUGGAGAAGAUCCGAUACCUUGGGAUAUGAGAAGAAAGAUGGCCUCGGGAACAUUCUUGUGAAGGAAGGGGAAGUUUCUGCUGUUCUUGCCAGGACCUGGGCUGUAAUGGGCGCACAACAGGGUCAGAAUGAUGAUGAGGAUGAUGACGAUCUCCUUGAACUUGCAAGAGAUCUUGUCCAGUUAAGCAUCACAAAAGAAAACCCGAAUGCACCGGGAAAUGCCAACCUAAGAGCUUCGCAAUCGUCUUUGCUUGUCUCCACCCCCUUCCGAAACCUCCUUCUUUCCGUUUCUGUGGCUCUUACACUACAUAUCCCUUCGCCACUAGAUCUGUUCCUUACUCCUUCUGAUACCCAGAUGUAUUCUAGUAUCAAUGCUUAUCUCCUAGCAGUCCACAGAGCACACCUGCGUCUCACUAAUCUUUGGAAGAUAACAUCAUUACGUCGUGAUCAUCCUGCACCUCCCGGUCCACCUGUGGGAAGUUCUACAUUUGGUCGAAAGAAGGUCCUCACACUUCGAACUAGAGCGAAAGAACGUUCUCAUGCCAUGCGUAGCGUGUGGGCAACCAGCAGCGCUGCAGUCUUCUUUCUAGGUGAGACAGAAGCAUAUCUUCAAGGCGAAGUUGUCCAAGGAACAUGGUUGGGUUUUACAAGCUGGCUCACAGGAGAGACGCAGGCAUCAAGGUCCCAAGACGAGGAUGAAGAUAUCUGGCUGCAGGUUGCCAAACAAUCGACCUCAAGGAAUACCAACCAUAAUCAUGAUCCACAAACACUUGCAGAUGCACAUAUUAGAUACCUCGCUGCUCUAGCAUCCAAUCUUCUCCUAACCACAUCAACAUUCACAGAUCCAUUAUACUAUCUGCUCCAACAGAUCGAUCAUCUCGUCGCUCUUGUCCACCGUAUUCACUCUAUUUGGCAAUCUCUUGAUCUCGAAACCGAUGAAGGAGUCGUAGACGCAUUCUCUGACUUUCACAAAAAAGAACAGGAUGUUAAAGAACAGCUCGUAACAAUUGCAACACGGGUAAAAAAUGCAAUCGAAGAACUGGUCAGGAUUUUACGGGAGAUAGAUCAAGAUAAGAAUGGCUGGGAUAGUGGAUACGAAGAAUUGGUCUUAGGGGAAGAAGGUGCUUAUGUUCCGGCUAAGGUUGGCAGAGUAGACAGGCUGCUGAUGAAGCUGGAUUUUGGAGGUUGGUUCGAUAAGAGGGGUAAUGGAGAAACAGGAGAUGUCUUUGAUGAGUUGGGUGAUGAUGAAUAA
Sclerotinia borealis F-4128 is the source of this 2235-nucleotide messenger RNA. Lineage: Eukaryota; Fungi; Ascomycota; Leotiomycetes; Helotiales; Sclerotiniaceae. The record is from the annotation of a GenBank genome assembly.